GAGAAGCUGCGGAAAAGCCCCUUCUUCGCAGAGUGCGACGACUCUUUCCUGACCACGCUGAUCAAGCACUUGGUGGUGGAGUUGUUUACGACCAAUGACAUCAUCAUGGAAGAGGGGGAGGUUGCAGAGAAGAUGUACUACCUCAUGCUCGGGGAAGUGGAGAUCCUCGUCGGCCACGAUCGCGUGCGAGUUGCGAAGAUUCAGGAAGGCACAGUUUUCGGUGAGAUGGCCAUGUUCAGCCAUCUCUCGAAUGGAUUCGCAAGACGAAGUGCCACCAUCCGUGCAGUGAACUUCUGCGACACUCGUGUCAUCAACAAGGACCGCUUCCAUGCGAUCUUGAAGCAGCACCCAAAUGAACGGGCACGAUUCGAACGCAUCGCGCAGGAGCGUCGGGCGAGCUUGGAGAAGACGAAGUCCAUCCUUCGACCGGAGAAAGAGCUGCGGCCAGCAGCUUCUACCAACAACGCGCAGGCGAAGCUGGAGGCUCUGAAGCAGAAGGCACUACUUGGUCGGCGCGCCUCCCUGCCGGUGAGUUGGGCGAAUCCCCGCGCCUCGGAGUCCACUGGAGCCGGUGAGUCGAAGAUACCGUCGGUGGGUUCGUUCAGAAGCGCUUCGAAGGGGCGGCAAACUCUGGACACGAGCAGGGCACUACUUCCCAGUCGUUCGUUUGUGCAGGCGGCAGCCAGCCAGGUGAGAGAGGAUAUCAGCGACCAAGAAAGCACAGGAACCAGCGAGAGCUCAGGUCUCUCUUCAGAUCCUGGUGUUGAGCCCAUGCCAGCGCAAGUGGCCCAGGACCUGGAGCCCACAAAGCCGCAGCUGGAGGGGCCUCGGCCUCGAGCCGGCUCGCUGCUGGCCGUGUUGCGGCAGGCGGUGGUUCUGGGAUCGAGCACUGCGAAGCCCAGGCCACCUCCGCUCAGCGUCCGGCGCAUUGCGAGGCGCAAGGGUGCAGGCGCCUUUCCACAGCUAACCGCCAUGCACAGUUUGCAGCCCGUGGUGCCUCAGGCCAUCCGGAGGGCUUCGGAUUGGAGUCUCACAGAGAUCAGCGCGGCAGAGCUGGGACGUGGUGAGGACUCGCCAGGGUGGAGUCCCCAGUCCUCCAGAUGCCUCAGGUCUUUCCGGAGUGAGGCCAAGACCCGAAGGCGACGGGGCUCGCGGCGAGGACCUGGGAUUGCCCAGAAAGAUGCACGGAGCGCAUGUUGCACCGCCCUCCCAGCAGAGUGUAGCUUCUGA
Molecule: messenger RNA, 1230 nt
Organism: Symbiodinium sp. CCMP2456
Lineage: Eukaryota; Dinophyceae; Suessiales; Symbiodiniaceae
Source: the annotation of a GenBank genome assembly